AUGGUCUGGCGCUUCGGGCUUGCGUUUGAGACGAGUGGUGACUUUCAGUUGGACAUCGUCGGUUUCCUGGCCAUCCUCGGAGAGGGCUCCGUCGAGACUAUUGCACAAGUCGUGACACUGAGCAACCUUGCAUACCUACCUCGAUUACUCCCGGCACCUCAGAUCUUCAUCCGACCCACGCGACCCGAGAAGUUGGAGACGACAUCUAACGCCAAAGUCAUAGGAGUGCACUCGGGAAACACAGGAGAAGAUAUACACCACAUUGCACAUGCCCUCCAUCGCGGUGACAAAUUGCCGCCGAACCGUGUCCUAUGCGUUCGGGUGAUGGAGAACGAGAAUGAUCGUCCAUCUAUCAAGAGAUUUGGGCCGCUGGCCAUGCUGGCGUUCUUUGGCUUUACUUUGAGCAUCGCUCUACUGGUUCUGUCUGUGGUGUUUCGUGACUCGAUGUCACUCAUUGCGACGCUGCUACUGUCGCUUCUGAGCACCAACACUGGCAUCGCCAACAAGUGGUCGCCUACACCGAACGACCCCAAGCCCGAUCCGCACUCCCCAGAAGGCGAUGUGGUGAUCAAGUACCCACAAGGCGCCUUCAUCGUCGUCAAGUGCCAGGAAAGGACGGCCCGCUAUCUUUACUUCAAUCCGAGCGAGCGGUGCAUCUACCACGUCAAGAGCACUGCGAUCUACCGAGGGCUCUCACUGAUCUCGACAUUGUUUCUGAUGGGCGGUGUCAUCUGCCUUGCCAACGCCAAGAUCCAGCUCCAGACCGCUUUCGCUGCGUCGUACAUGUCCAUUAACAUCGUCUAUUGGAUCGUGGCUGCUCUGCCACCGGCAAGCCACUGGGAUUUAUCCAGGCUGGAGGUCACGCAGAUCGAAGUCAAGGGUGGAGCUCCGCCACGGACGGCAGUCGUGGCCAACGUGCCACCCACCUACACCGAGGCACUCUGGAAGGCGAUCGCUGUGACUGGAACAAGCAAUUGGGUGAAGGAAGCGGGUUGGGCGCCAAGGACACCCGCAUGGAACGACUGGCUGGAUGAAGCCGAGGAAGCAGCUGUGAGCGAGCCGAUGAAGGAGACAUUCGUCAAGGGACCGGACGGUCAUGAAGUCGAGACCUGGACUAUCAGGAAUUGGGACAGCAAAAACGCUCUGUCAACAUUGCUUCGGAGCACGACUGAUAAGAUCCAGAGGACUGGGACUUUCAAGACUGGCUAUGCAUGA
Molecule: messenger RNA, 1215 nt
Organism: Cyphellophora attinorum
Lineage: Eukaryota; Fungi; Ascomycota; Eurotiomycetes; Chaetothyriales; Cyphellophoraceae
Exons: 3
Coding region: 1-1215 (404 amino acids)
Source: RefSeq, a predicted model, not a curated record